Pogona vitticeps (central bearded dragon) is the source of this 541-nucleotide messenger RNA. NCBI's taxonomy places the organism in Eukaryota, Metazoa, Chordata, Lepidosauria, Squamata, Agamidae. The record is from RefSeq and is a predicted model, not a curated record.
GACCUCUAGUGGCUUGCAAUGCCUCUGUUUUUGCUAGCAGACCCAUGUCUUCAAAAACAUCUCAAACCAUGCCAUAAUUGCUCAAUUUGCAACUUCUCUCCUUCUCCCUCGCCUCCCAGACUCUUCCUCCCCCUUCUGAGUGUUUUGUCUCAAAGAUGCUUUCCCUCUCUUUCAUGUCUUGUCACCUCUUCACAGGCAUACAUGUUUGCGGAAGCGCUGGCAGAAGGCGCCGUAAAGAUGGGGAUGCAGGGGGCCACCGCGAAUAAGAUUGCUGCCCAGACCCUCUUGGGAGCCGCCAAAAUGAUCCUGGAAACGGGGGAGCACCCGGCUGUCCUGCGGAGUGCCGUCUGCACACCUGGUGGCACCACCAUCCAUGCGCUGCACGAGCUGGAGAAGGGGGGUCUUCGAGCGACCGUCAUGAACGCUGUGGAGGCAGCCACAUGCUGGGCUCAGGAGCUGGGGAAGAGGUAGACACCGCUGACCUACAGUGGCCACGGGCUGAACCUUGCAGCUGAAAGGAUUCCCCUUUCCUCACCCAAUU